Molecule: messenger RNA, 1263 nt
Organism: Periophthalmus magnuspinnatus
Lineage: Eukaryota; Metazoa; Chordata; Actinopteri; Gobiiformes; Gobiidae
Gene: sdr42e1
Product: short chain dehydrogenase/reductase family 42E, member 1
Exons: 3
Coding region: 66-1220 (384 amino acids)
Biological process (GO): steroid biosynthetic process
Molecular function (GO): 3-beta-hydroxy-Delta5-steroid dehydrogenase (NAD+) activity
Source: RefSeq, a predicted model, not a curated record
ACUGGAAUGGUACUGCAGCUUGUCAUACGGACAACGUGUGCGAAAUUUACCAGAGUUGAUUUAAUAUGGACCUUUCUUUUUCGGUGUUGAUAACGGGUGGAUGUGGAUAUUUUGGUUACCGAUUAGCGUGCACCCUCCAGGAAAAAGGGGCCAGGGUUACUCUGCUUGACACCGCUCUACCCGUGCAAGACCUGCCAAAGAAUGUUAUAUUUUUGCAAGGUGAUGUGAGAGACUAUGCACAAGUCGAGAGAGCUGUCACAAAUGUGGAUUGUGUGUUUCACAUUGCUUCCUAUGGCAUGUCAGGCAGAGAACAACUUAAUUGGCAGUUAAUUGAAGCUGUGAAUGUCCAAGGCACACAAAAUGUCCUAAAGGCUUGUGUUGAGCAUGGUGUCUCUAGACUAGUGUACACUAGUACAUUCAAUGUGGUGUUUGGUGGCCAAGAAAUAGAGAAUGGAGAUGAAAGUCUUCCUUAUCUUCCUCUCCACCUUCAUCCAGACCACUACUCCAGAACCAAGUCCCUGGCAGAAAUGGCUGUAUUAAAAGCCAAUGGGACAGUGCUACAAGAUGGUUCUGGGGUGUUAAGAACAUGCGCAUUAAGAUCCGCUGGCAUUUACGGUCCUGGGGAGCAGAGGCACUUACCAAGGGUUGUAAGUUACAUUGAGAAGGGGAUUUUCAGGUUUGUUUACGGGAAACCUAACAGCCUCGUGGAGUUUGUGCAUGUGGAUAACUUGGUGUUAGCACAUAUACUGGCCGCUGAGGCUCUGUCUGCAGAAAAACACCAUCUUUCAGCUGGUAAAGCCUACUUUAUUUCUGAUGGCCAACCUGUCAACAAUUUUGAAUUUUUUCGACCACUCGUUGAGGGAUUAGGAUACUCUUUUCCAAAACUGCGUUUGCCAGUGACUCUGAUUUAUUACAUUGCAUUUCUUAUAGAGAUGAUUCAUUAUGUGAUUGGCCCUUUCUAUAACUUCCAACCCCUUCUGACCCGUACAGAAGUGUACAAAACCGGUGUGACACAUUACUUUAGCAUGGCCAAGGCUAUGUCAGAAUUGGGAUAUAAGCCGCACAAAUAUGACCUUGAUGAAGUUGUCCAUUGGUUCAAAAGUCGAGGCCAUGGGAGAAAGGUGCAAAGCUCUGGAUUUGGUCAAUUUAUGCUAAAUGUGUUAUUCGUUACUGCAUUUGCUGCUAUAAUACUGUCUUUUCUUCCGGUAGCUGGUAGUUGAUGAAUUGUAUUUAACUUUUUUAAUUUGAUAAACAAGAUAAAUC